Messenger RNA from Haemorhous mexicanus (house finch), 1653 nucleotides. Its product is annotated as basic proline-rich protein-like. The record is from RefSeq and is a predicted model, not a curated record. Bases 1 to 1653 code for a protein of 550 amino acids. The transcript has a single exon. Lineage: Eukaryota; Metazoa; Chordata; Aves; Passeriformes; Fringillidae.
AUGGCAGCCGCACCCGGGGGCCGCGUUGGGCUCCGCCGGCCCCGCUCCGCCACCGCCGGAUUACAGGCCCCAGGCCGCGGCCCGGCCACCCCGGCUCGGCUCGGCACGGCCGGCGCCGGGUUCGCUCCCCCUGCUGAGCGCUGCCGCAGGGCCGCCGCUCACCUGCGGGUGCCGCGGGCGGCUCGGCGCCUGCCCCCGGAGCGGGCGGAUGGGGAGACGCGCCGACCCGGCCCGGCCAGGCCCCGCCGCCGCUCCGCCGCCUCCCUCCUCCUCCCUCCCCCGCAUGCGCGCGCCCGACGCCGCCGCCGCCAUCCCGCGAGGGCGCGCGCCCGCCCCGCGCGCCCCCGCUCUAGGGGUUCGGCGGCCGCGGCCAAUCAGCGCGCGCGCGCCCGCGCGGGCCUAGCCCCCCCCCUUCCACCCCCCCGCACGAGCACCCCCCCUCGACGGCCCCCCCCACCCCCAUCUCGGGAGGGGGAGGUGGGGAGGGGGCGCUCAGUGCUGCCCCCCCCCGGCGCGCCUCGGCCUGCCCCGCUCCCCGCAUCCCCCCCACCCGGCACCGCGGCCUCGGGGCCGCCGCCCGCACCUCCAUUGCAGGCGGAGGCAGGGGGCACCGGGCGGGAUGGGACGGGGCGGCCCCGCAGUGUCUCCCCUGCCGCUCCCCCCCCCCCUCCCCCCCACGCCGGGCAGGCCGCGGGCCUGCGAACGGCGGCGGAGCGGGCGCCAACAAAAUGGAGUCGGCCAGGCCCUGCGCCCCGGCGGGGCACCCGGGCGGCGCCGGCCCCCGUGCAUCGCUCGACACCGCUCCCGGCCCCGGUGCCCGCGGGCGGUCAGCGGGGCGGGUGGCGCGGGUCGCCACCCGCCCCCGCUGGGCUCGGGUUACCCCCUGCCAUUGUCCGCCGCGCCCCGCGGGCCGGCUCGGCGCCCCCGCCGCGCUCCCCCGCCGCCCUCCCGCGCACCGGCGGGCCGGGCCGUCGCCCUCCGCGGGGCCGCCGUGCAGAGCCGUGCGAGCCUUGCCGAGCCUCGCCCGCCGGGGAGCGGCGCCGGGUGCCCGCGGCCUGGCUGUCCUCGCCGGGCUCCGCCGCUCCCGGACAGCCGCGCUCCCACCCGCCCUCCCGCCGCCGAGCGGCGCGCACCGGCCCCACGCCCGCCCGUUCCGCCGGGACGGGCUGCCACCGCCGCCCCCCGCAACCGGCCCGCGGCGGGCGGCGGCUCCGUCGCUACCUCCGAUGCGGGCCGGGGUCUCCGCCGCCAGCCGCACGGGUCCGGGCGCCGCGCCGCGCCGCCGCCGCACCGGCACGGCUGGGCAGGCACGGGGCGGGGGGCAGCCGGGGCAGCGCGGGGAUGUGGCACCGGGGCGGUGCUGCCCGGGCCGCGCGGGGGGCAGGGCCGGGCUGCCGCCCCCCGGGGUGCCGCCGCGGGGCUCGACGCGGCGCUGCCCGCGCGGACCUGCUCCCCCCGCCCGCCGCUGCCCUUUGUUUCGUACCCCCCCCCCCCCCGCGCUCCGACGUCCCGGCCGUGCGGGAGCCCCCGGCCGUGCUGGCGCCGCACUCCCCCCGCCGGGCUGUGCCCCGGAGCAGCCGCUCUGCACACCCAGGCAGGGAGCACCCGCUGCCCGGGCCUCGCUGCCCCGCACGCGCAGCUUUUCUCCGCUAA